Messenger RNA from Paramecium tetraurelia, 306 nucleotides. RefSeq lists its product as uncharacterized. NCBI's taxonomy places the organism in Eukaryota, Ciliophora, Oligohymenophorea, Peniculida, Parameciidae. The transcript has a single exon. The record is from RefSeq and is a predicted model, not a curated record.
AUGGCUGCAUUUUCAACAUUCAAUCUAAUUACUUUCGGAGGGUUUGUAAUAUUCUCUGUGGUGGGUAUUAAUAUUUCGAAUAAGUAUGUAUAUGGAGAUUCAUAUUAUAGUUAAUUGUAUAUUGAAAUCUUAAAGGUAUUAUUGGUGACAGCCGGAGUUAUGUUUAUUCAUUAACUUUACUUAUUAAAAAGAUCCACUCCUUCAGUAGUUAACAAACCCAACUAAAAGCAAAUAAAUUUUAAUGCAUUUAAGGGCAACAUUAGAAAUGAUCUAAUAUAAUCAAAUUACUUCAGAGGUAGAAUUUGA